Messenger RNA from Anolis carolinensis (green anole), 4884 nucleotides. It is a transcript of the gene lingo3, whose product is annotated as leucine rich repeat and Ig domain containing 3. Gene Ontology annotation, molecular function: protein binding. The record is from RefSeq and is a predicted model, not a curated record. NCBI's taxonomy places the organism in Eukaryota, Metazoa, Chordata, Lepidosauria, Squamata, Anolidae. The coding region runs from base 741 to 2609 and encodes 622 amino acids. The transcript is spliced from 3 exons. Gene Ontology annotation, cellular component: extracellular matrix.
UCGAAAUGACAGCCACGCAUGCGCAGAGGAAAGGAGGGAGAAAAAGCGGGCGCCAUCACCCGGUUGCCAUGGCGCCCAGGUGGCUGAGGAGAAAGAGGAGUCUGGGCGCGAGCUAGGCCUCGGCUUGGAAGGCCUGAGGAGGCCGCGCGGGCAUCUGCCGGGAGGGGUCGGGCCGUGUCCUCGCUUUGACGAAGAGGAGGAGGAGGAGAUGGGCGUCCGAGAGACAGGUGGUGCCCUCCGCCCCUGCCUGGCCUUCCCUCCUCUUCCAUCCUUGUUGUUGUUGUUGUUGUUGUUGUUGUUGUUGUUGUCAUGACCCCCUAAAGAAGGAAGGAAGGAAGGAAGGCAGCCCCCUCCCUCCCUCCCUCCCUCCCUCCCUCUGCCCUGGAAAGGCUGCCUCUGCCUCCCCCGCCCCCCCUCCCUACCCUCCCUCCUUGGGCGGCUGCGGCUGCCAAUUGUCAUCUGGCUCCGCCACUCAUUCUCGCAAAGAGGGCAACCGGGAGGAGGAGGAGGAGGAGGAGGAGGAUGCCAGGCUGAGAGCAGCGGCAGGCGGUGGUGGUGGUGCUGCUCCUGCGUCGGAAGGAAGGAAGGAAGGAAGGAAGGAAGGAAGGCAGAUGCAACCCUUGAACCGAGGAAGGAGAGAAGGAGGAAGAGGAGGAUGAGGAACAGGGCCCCCGAGGAACAGGAGCGUGGGGAGAUGCUGCCACUGCUGCCCUGCUGCCCGUAGGACCCCGUGCCCCGCCAUGAGGCCAUGUGCCUGCCCCCCGCUGCUCCGCCGCCACCGCUACCUUCCGGCGGGCCGCGUCCUGCUGCUGGCGCUGCCCUGGGCCCUGCUGAGCGCGGCCCCGCUCUCGGCCUGCCCGGCCCGCUGCGAGUGCGUCCCGCAGGUGCGCUCGGUGCUGUGCCAGCGCCGCCGCCUGACCGCGCUCCCGGAGGGCAUCCCGACCGAGACGCGGGUGCUGGAGCUGAGCCGCAACCGCCUGCGCUGCCUGACGGCCGGGGAGCUGUCGGCCUUCCCGCUGCUGGAGGAGCUGGACCUGAGCGAGAACGCGCUGGCCGGGCUGGAGCCGGGGGCCUUCGGGGGGCUGCCCCAGCUGCGGGCCCUGCGCCUGCGCGGCAACCAGCUCCGCCUGCUGCCCGCGGGGCUCUUUGCGGGGCUGGCCAACCUCACGCUGCUGGACCUGAGCGAGAACCGGCUGGUGGUGCUGCUGGACGACACCUUCCUGGGCCUGCGCCGGCUGCAGGCCCUGGGCCUGGGCGACAACGACCUGGUCUACAUCUCCCGCCGGGCCUUCGCCGGCCUGGCCGCCCUCCGGGAGCUGACCCUGGAGCGCUGCAACCUGACGGCGCUCUCGGCCGAGUCGCUCGCCCGGCUGCCGGCCCUGGAGGCCCUGCGCCUGCGCCACCUGGCCGUGCCCGCCCUGGACGAGGACAACUUCCGGCGGCUGCCGGCCCUGCGGACGCUGGAGAUCGACGACUGGCCCUUCCUGGAGGAGGUCCCGCCGGGGGGCUUCCGGGGCCUGAACCUGACCUGGCUCUCGGUCACCAACGCCAACCUGUCCGCCGUGCCCUCCCCGGCGCUGCGCCCGCUGGCCCACCUGGCCUGCCUCAACCUCUCCUUCAACCCCAUCCGCACCAUCCCCGGCGGGGCCUUCCGGGACCUGCCGCGGCUGCGGGAGCUGCACCUGGCGGGGGCCCUGCUGGCGAGCGUGGAGCCCCGGGCGCUCUUCGGCCUGCGCCAGAUCCGCCUGCUCAACCUCUCCGCCAACUUCCUGCCCACGCUGGAGGAGGCCGCCUUCCACUCGGUCAACAGCCUGGAGACGCUGCGCCUGGACCGCAACCCGCUGGUCUGCGACUGCCGCCUGCUGUGGGUGCUGCAGCGCCGCAAGACGCUCGACUUUGACGGGCAGCUGCCCACCUGCUCCUCGCCGCCGGGGAUCCCGGGGGACGCGCUGCGAGCGCUCCCGGACGCCGUGCUCUUCGAGUUCUUCACCUGCCAGCGGCCGCGCAUCCGGGAGCGGCGCCUGCAGCGGGUGACGGCGCUCGAGGGGCAGCCGGUGUCCUUCCUGUGCCGCGCCGAGGGGCAGCCGCCGCCCGAGGUGCGCUGGGUCUCCCCGCAGCACCGCCUCAUCCCGGCGCGUGGCGGUGCCGGAGCCCGUGUCUCGGUGCUGCCCGGCGGCACGCUGGAGAUCCGCCACGCGCAGCCCCAGGACAGCGGCACCUACAUCUGCGUGGCCAGCAACGCCGGCGGGAACGACACCUACUUCGCCUCGCUGGCGGUCAAGGGCGCCGAGGGCAACCGCUCCGCCCUGCUGGCCGCCGGGCUGGACGGCGCAGACUUCAACGAGAGCAGCGCCGGCGGCGGGAACGGGACGCAGGUGGUGCUGAAGUUCACGCUGGACCUGAAGACCAUCCUGGUCUCCACCGCCAUGGGCUGCAUCAUGUUCCUGGGCGUGGUGCUCUUCUGCUUCCUGCUGCUCUUCGUCUGGAGCCGCGGGCGCGGGCAGCACAAGAACCACUUCUCCGUGGAGUACUCCUUCCGCAAGGCCGACGGGCCCUCCUCCGCCGCCGGGCAGGGGGGCGCACGCAAGUUCAACAUGAAGAUGAUCUGACCUAAGGGGGGGGGUCCAUGGGGGGGGGACGGCACGCCGGCUGCGAGGUGAAACCACCCUAAAAUAUAGCAGGGCAGCCAAAAACAACAGGAUACUAAGCGUUGGGCAUUCAGCUCACAGCAAGCAGAGUGUGAAGCGCCGUGUGGCUGAAAAGAAUUCAGAGAUUAGGAGGCAAAGAUGUAGAGAUCUAUCUUAAAAAUGGAACAAGGGUUAGGGCCCCCUAGCAUCUAAAAACAAAGAGGAUACUAAAAGUUGGGCAUUCAGCUCACAGAAAGCAGAGCGUGAAGCGCCGUGUGGCUGAAAAGAAUUCAGAGAUCUAUCUUAGGGCCCACACGCACCCUGGCUGCUAGGUGAAACCACCCUAAGAUAUAGCAGGGCAUCCAAAAAGAACAGGAUACUAAGCGUUGGGCAUUCAGCUCACAGCAAGCAGAGCGAGAAGUGCCGUGUGGCUGAAAAGAAUUCAGAGCUUGAGAUCCAGAGUCCAGUUUUAAAAACAGAACGAGGGUUAGGGCCCAUACAUACGCCAGCUGUUUGGGAAAACUACCCUACGAUAUAGCAGAGCAUCCAAAUCGAGCAUUCAGCUCACAGCAAGCAGAGCGUGAAGUGCCGUGUGGCUGAAAAGAAUUUAGAGAUUAGGAGGCAAAAAUGCAGAGAUCUAUCUUAGGGCCCACACACACACCCCGGCUGCUAGGUGAAACCACCCUAGCAUCUAAAAACAAAGAGGAUACUAAAAGUUGGACAUUCAGCUCACAGAAAGCAGAGCGUGAAGUGCCGUGUGGCUGAAAAGAAUUCAGAGCUUGAGAUCCAGAGUCCAAUUUUAAAAACAGAAUGAGAGUUAGGGCCCACACAUGUGCCGGCUGUUAGGGAAAACUACCCUAAAAUAUAACAGAGCAUCCAAAAAUAAACAGGAUACCGAAAGUUGAGCAUUCAGCUUACAUCAAGCAGAGCAUGAAAUGCCAUGUGUCUGUAAAGAAUUCAGAUCUUGAGAUCCAGAGUCCAAUCUUAAAAAUGGAACGAGGGUUAGGGUUCACACACACACAACUACCCUACAAUAUAGCAGAGCAUCCAAAAACAAAACAGGAUACUAUUGUUGGGCAUUCAGCUCACAGCAAGUAGAGCGUGAAGUGCCAUGUGGCUGUCAAGAAUUUUAGAGCUUGAGAACCAGAGUCCUAUCUUAAAAAGGGAACGAAGGUCAGGGCCCACAGACACACAACUAUCCUACAAUAUAGCAGAGCAUCCAAAAACAAACAGGAUACUAUUGUUGGGCAUUCAGCUCACAGCAAGUAGAGCGUGAAGUGCCAUGUGGCUGUCAAGAAUUUUAGAGCUUGAGAACCAAUCUUAAAAAUGGAACGAGGGUCAGGGCCCACAGAGACAAACUAUGCUACAAAAUAGCAGAGCAUCCAAAAUAAACAGGAUACCGAAAGUUGAGCAUUCCGCUCACAGCAAGCGGAGCGUGAAGUGCCGUGUGGCUGCAAAUAAUUCAGAUCUUAAAAUCCAGAGUCCAAUCUUAAAAACGGAACAAGGGUUAGGUCCCACACACUCACAACUAUCCUACAAUAUAGCAGAGCAUCCAAAAACAAACAGGAUACUACUGUUGGUCAUUCAGCUCACAGCAAGCAGAGCAUGAAGUGCCGUGUGGCUGCAAAUAAUUCAGAGCUUAAAAUCCAGAGUCCAAUCUUAAAAACGGAAUGAGGGUUAGGCCCACACAUACACAUACCCUACAGUCUAGCAGAGCAUCCCCCCAAAAAAGAAGAAUACUAUUGUUGGGCAUUCAGCUCACAGCAAGCAGUGGCUGCAAGGAAUUCAGAGUUUAGGAGAAUGUAGUACUCGUUCUACACAAACUGUUCCUUGUUGAGGACUUGAGACUUGGGCGGCAUGGGGUCGAACACCCAACGCCGGGCCCCCGGGACCCCCGUGGCGGGCCUUUGCACGCUCCCUCCGUGCCCGACGACGACCCCUGUCGCCCUCCCUCCUCCCCGGUAUUUCGGAUCCACUAUGCAAUGCGGGGAAGGGGGUCCGUCUUUGUAAGACCCUUCUGUUUUUAGACCCUUUUUGUAGCCGCGGGGGGGGGGGGUGUCUUUCCCAUUGUGCCCCCUUUUUUCCCAUUUGUUGCAUCCGUUUCCCCCCCUGAGACCCCGUUCUCUGUGUGGGAUGAGGAGGAGGAGCGCAUUGUGUACGUUCCGGCGCAUGGGGAUCCUCCUCGUCACAGAGCCCGCCCCCUAUUUUGUAUGUUCUGGCGCAUGAACAAUACACGGACACGUCUCCAUCCCGCGUG